Messenger RNA from Sinocyclocheilus grahami, 935 nucleotides. RefSeq names its product G2/M phase-specific E3 ubiquitin-protein ligase-like. The transcript has 2 exons. Bases 7 to 501 code for a protein of 164 amino acids. Lineage: Eukaryota; Metazoa; Chordata; Actinopteri; Cypriniformes; Cyprinidae. The record is from RefSeq and is a predicted model, not a curated record. Gene Ontology annotation, molecular function: ubiquitin-protein transferase activity.
UCAAAUAUGAUUAAUCAGUUCACAAAGGGACUGAAUGCUUAUGGACAGUUCUGGGAUAUGGUAAGAACUCACUGGGUUGAGUUUUUGCCCAUCUUUACCAACAUGCAUGAGCCCCUUUCCAGAAGCACAUUUAGAGACCUGUUCCAAAUCCACUGGAGUAAAUCAGGGACCAAGAAGAGGGAGGCUGAGGAAGAGACUAUACACUACUGGGAACUGGUACUUAAGAUGAUUGAAGAUAAAAAACCAAAAGCUCCACAAAACGAUUUGCAUUUUGAGGAGAUUUUGGCUUUCAUAACUGGAGCGGGUGAAGUCCCACCACUUGGGUUCUCCCCGAAGCCCAGCAUUCACUUCUACCAACCAGAGCAGCGUGGAUGCCGUCUACCGUUUGCUAACACAUGCAUGAUGGGAUUGUUCCUGCCCAGGGUUGUGAAAGAUGAAGUGGAACUUUACAGGAUGCUCCUGAGAGCAAUCAGAGACUCAGCUGUUUUUGGGAGAACAUAAAUGUAUAUAAUUCUUUAUUAUAAUGUACACGGUCACAUCCAUAAUUAUGUAUAUUUAUAAGCUUUAUUUCAUUAUUUAUUUCAUUACUUAAGAAGAAAGCACUUAUGCAAUUACUGUAUAUUUUUGACAUAAAUAUGUUUUGCAUUCUAUGCCAGAUAUUUUUUUAAAUAUUUGUAAUAUAUACAAUAUAUUUAUAUUUGUAAUGUUCCUGAUAACUUUCUUGUAGUUGACUGCAUAGUAGUCACGUGUUACAUUUACGAGUGUUUACAGAUCGAAGAGAAUAGGACCUAUCAAUCAUUAUUCUGUAAACCUGUUUUACCUGACACACCUAUGCAGUAACACGGUCUACCAUAUCGUUUUCUGAGCUGUGCUUUGGUUUCUCUUUUUUGCUUAACUUACCCUGUCAAAGAAUGCUUUGGUACGCUGAAUAAACU